This is a messenger RNA of Drosophila takahashii, 1665 nucleotides long. RefSeq lists its product as uncharacterized. The record is from RefSeq and is a predicted model, not a curated record. Lineage: Eukaryota; Metazoa; Arthropoda; Insecta; Diptera; Drosophilidae.
AUGAGCUCGCACUAUCUCAAUUCCUGUGUGAAAGUGCCCAUCGACCCGUGCAACAACUGUCCUGCUCCGGUCUACAAUCGCCCCAAGCUCUGUUCCCUAGGUGGAAAGAAGCAUCCGGAUACAGCUCCUAUUGCAUCCCCGGAGGCGGAGACCCCUGCGUGGAGCAGCCAGAUGGGUGUCAGGUCUUUAGCAAAAUUCUACGACAGUAUACCCGACUACUGUGAUGUGAAGCACCUCCACCAGGCGGAGUUCUACUCCACACUGGAGAGCCUACGAAGCACCAGCCGUGAACUGCGAUCCCAGCCAGCUGCUGCACCAACUCAACGAUGUGCUAGUGCUAGCAGCAGCUCUUUGGGCCAUGGAAAGUCCAAAAAGCGUUCGUCCAAGGGGAAAAAGAUUAAAAAGAGGCCUCUGGUGCUGGAUCCUGUGCCUCCGCCGCCAAUCGUAGUGAUCCCCGAGCAGUCCGCGGGCCAUACGCCCAAUGCCAGUUGCCUUAGCGAGGAGUACGACAAGUGCCUUAGGGAUCUGAGUCGCCUGAAGAGCUUCAAGGAAGACUUUGCCGUGGAGGUGGCCGACUUCAAGAGGUCCCUCAAAAGUUUCGAGGCGGAGUUUCGCAGGCCAAAGUCCACCAGCAGCAAUGGGACUCAAACGCAGACGCACGACAAAAGUCAGACCCAAAACCGCUGCCAGCCGACUGCUAAUCCUGGCCAGCACACUGCUGAACGGGCCAAAUGCCGGAGGGAAAUGCUGCGCAGGUGUUUCAGCGUCAAUGAUCUUCAAGGAACUAACUCAGCACCCAAUUCGAGGCCUUCCAAGCUCCCUCAACCCUCGCUAAGCAACUAUUUCCCACGCAGCAAAGAUGAAGAGGUUCCCAAGAUAGAGAUACAAUCGCCUACCACCUCCUCAAAGCGAAGUAGCAGUGCCUCCACCGCAGGAAGGGGACGAGGAAGACGCGCAAGGGGAAGGAAAUCGAAGGCAUUAUCUGUUCAGAAAGAGGAGAAACCACUGCCACCGCUGAGCAUCUUUGAGUUUCCAGAUCAACCGGUCCAGCGGCGAUCGCCGAGUGUGUCGCCUCUGCACCCGGUUUCGCGUCCAAAUCUGGCGGCCACCUUGAGGGCUGAAGUUUCUAGGAAGAAAGUUAAGGAGCUGAAGAACAAUUGCACCUAUCAUGAUCCCCGCCCGCAAUUCGACUGGGAGGUCCGAAAGACGCCUGCCUGGAAGUCGCUGUCCUUGAACGAAUCCCACAAGGCUUUGUUAUCCAUCCGACUGGCCACCCGGAAGGCAGAGCAGGCUUUCCAAGAGCGUCAGUACGAACUGCAUAUGGAAAUGAUGCGUCAGAGGGUCAAGUCCGCUCCGCUUCUUCUCGAGGGACCCACCUUCUGGGGCCCGGAGGUGGGCAAGUUAACCCACACCUGCCGCAGCGAGGAAAUGCGCCACUCCUGCGAGGGCAGCCGGCAGCGGAGGAAGAAGAAAUCAGAGUGCCCUGCGCCGGAUGCAGAUACCAAGAUGCAGCAGCUGCGCAAGAUCUAUGGGUCAGAGAAGUCCUGCUCGAGACAGUCGCAAAGGAGCAAGCGAUCCGGAAGAAGGCCACAGGGUCUGGCCACCGAGACGCCCAGCCACGACAGCGGCGACGACCUGUGCAGCGUGGACCGAGCUUUCCUCUAG